CUUUCGCUUCUGCACUUUUUCUAAUUUGUAUAUUCUAAAUAUUAUUGCCGAGCUGUUAAAGUGAAAAUAUCGAUGUAUCAACAGUAUUUAAACCAAGCAGUUCGCACACUGCAAAAUCUUAGCUCUGAUGAGCUAAAGGAUCUGCUGAACGAUGACGGGAAAUUGGAUGAACGUGUCGAUCAAGCGGUUGAAACACUCGAAUCUGAAAAAGAAGUUGUUCUGAGUGAAAAUCGCAGCUUAGCUGAAAGCAACCUAAACAAGGAACCGAAACUGAUUGAACUACGUUCACGAGUAAAUGAUCUUUCGGAACAAGGACGCGUUUUAGCAGCUUCCGUGAAAGCAAAAGCGUGUGAUUUGAAGGACAAAUCUAGCAGCACUAAUCCAGACACAGUUUUGGCUCUACUACAGGCUGCUGCCGCUGAGAGCGAAGAACAGUCCGAAAAAAUCGUAAAGCAGUUUCUAGACAACGACAUCACAAUCGACGUUUACUUGGAACAAUUCAUGAGCUCGCGCAAAGCAAUGCACAGUCGUAAGUUGAAAGCGGAAAAAAUGACCGAACUAGUACGGAACGGAUUGAACCAAUCAGCGGCACAUGGUGUCAUGCAUGGAACGCCCACUUUUGGAAUGGGUCCCACCCCAGGUCGAACUAGUGGGUUUUAUCCACCACCUCCUACAACUGGUGCAGUUCCAUAUCCAUUAGGGCAGAUUGCAAUGCCAAUGCCAGGCAUGUUCCGUUCGCCAUAUUGAUAGUGUUAAGUGAAACAUUAUUUGAUUGACUUAUAUUCACUGUUAAUAGGAAAGUAGUUCUAUAAAAAUGUAUGUAUCAAUAAGCUUAUCAUUAUGUUAUAAAUAAUUCUAAAACUGUAAACUGUAAGCCUUUUCAAUGAUUAAAAUAGUUAUAGUUGUAAUAACCAUAAUUGAUUCACGCUCAAAUAUUGGUACUUCAACGAGGGGAAUUCAUUGUUCACUUAUUUGAUUAAAGCUAUCGUCAUAAACACUCACGCCUUGUCCUAAGAAAUGCAGAAAAAUUCAUAAACGCAAGUGAGUUAUUUGAUGCUUUUCAAUCAUUGAAAAAGAACUCCUUUAUUAAUUGAUUACAGGAUAUCAUUUAUACAAGUAGCAAAAAAGGC
Molecule: messenger RNA, 1130 nt
Organism: Sabethes cyaneus
Lineage: Eukaryota; Metazoa; Arthropoda; Insecta; Diptera; Culicidae
Gene: Vps37B
Exons: 3
Coding region: 73-747 (224 amino acids)
Biological process (GO): protein targeting to membrane; protein targeting to vacuole; ubiquitin-dependent protein catabolic process via the multivesicular body sorting pathway
Cellular component (GO): ESCRT I complex
Source: RefSeq, a predicted model, not a curated record